Metopolophium dirhodum (rose-grain aphid) is the source of this 819-nucleotide messenger RNA. RefSeq lists its product as uncharacterized. The transcript is spliced from 2 exons. Lineage: Eukaryota; Metazoa; Arthropoda; Insecta; Hemiptera; Aphididae. Bases 1 to 819 code for a protein of 272 amino acids. The record is from RefSeq and is a predicted model, not a curated record.
AUGGUCCGUAGCAAAGGGAAACCUGACCUGUUCAUAACAUUUACGUGCAAUCCCAGGUGGCCGGAGAUCACAGAAAACCUGGCGGCUCACAGCGUUGCAAAUGACAGGCCCGAACUGGUGGCCAGGGUGUUCAACAGGAAACUGCAGGAGCUGCUAAGUGACCUAACUGUUAAUCGUGUGUUUGGUAACGUCGGCGCUUACGUUUAUACCAUCGAGUUUCAAAAACGCGGUCUGCCCCAUGCGCACAUACUCGUAAUCCUGGCGGAGGAUUGUAAGUUCCGCACGGCGGCGGACGUCGAUGACGUGGUUUGCGCCUUCUUGCCUGACACGGCAACUGACAGGCGCUUACACGACUGCGUGAAGUCCCACAUACACGGUCCGUGUGGAACAGUCAACCCGCUGUGUCCGUGCAUGGUGAACAACAGUUGUUCGAAAGAUUUCUCGAAAGCGUACGUAGAGGAGACUGUGUACGUUAGGGAUGGCGGUUAUCCAAAGUACCUCCGACCGGACGACGGCCGAGUGGUACUUGUGAGAGGUCGUGAGGUCUGUAAUGAGUGUGUAGUGCCCUACAACCCUUACCUUCUGGUCAAGUACGAUGCGCACAUCAACGUCGAGAUCUUUACGUCAACUCGAGAUACGUCAGCCCGCCAGACGCCAUCUGACGAUUGUUUUCGAACAAUUUGCACGGCAAAAGUCACGUGGUCGUUAGGCUUCCUGUUCACCUGGAAGGUCGUCAGAACGUGUACUUUGCGCCGGGCCAAGAAGAAGAAAGGCUACAGAACCAAGUUGUACGUCACACGAAACUCGCGCAGUUCUUAA